CGGGCGGGGCGACUGGGGGGAGCGUUUAGCCCAGAGGACCUGCCCUAACCAAGGUGAGAGGUAAAGCACGGAGCCACGGGUCGCAACUCGGUGGAAAGAGGGCUUUGGAUUUUCCAGCCCCUCACCUCCUGCUCUCCCAUGAAGCUGUAAAAUAACGUUGUAAAACAAACAAACAAACAAAAUAUAAAGCUUUAUACUGUAGUUUCCUCCUGUGCUCACAAUUUUUCAAACGGGGACUGACAAGGUUAGAGUUUCUGCAUUGUUAAUCCAGAUUGGAAUGGAAACAAAGUCUUUGAGCAUUAAAAAGUUAUAUUCACCCAAAAGAUUUCAGCUAAGUUCCUUAUGUCUUCCCCUGAAAUUGCUUCCCUUUCAUGGGGGCAAAUGAAAGUACAAGGCUCUACUAAAACCUACAAGGAUUGCAAAGUGUGGCCAGGGGGAAGUCGCGCUUGGGAUUGGAGAGAAACAGGAACUGAGCAUUCUCCUGGUGUGCAGCCUGCAGAUGUGGAGGAAGUUGUCAAGAAGGGUGUGCAGACUCUUGUGAUUGGCCGAGGGAUGAGUGAGGCCUUGAAGGUGCCCCCAUCAACUCUGGAAUACCUUGAGAAACAAGGCAUUGAUGUGCGGGUCCUCCAGACAGAGCAAGCAGUGAAGGAGUAUAAUGCCUUGGUUGCUCAAGGUUGCACAGCCCUCACUGCCCAGUUAUUCUUGCUUGAGUGGUUCUGAAGACAAAAAGACACGAAGUCUGCUAAGUGCUAGACAGCUGUUGCCAAUCCCGGACCAGAACCCAGCCUCAGUUCACUGCAUUUUCAAGAGCUAAACCCUGGUAAAGUCGGAGGACACAACUCCACCUGGUUGUUAUGCCUUCCCUUAUCAGCAUAUAAGAAUGGCAAUUCAAACAAGUGCCCUCAGAAGAAGGAAGAGAGGUAAGAAAACAAGAGGGAUACUGGAAGUAAGAGACAAAAGAUCAUCUGGGACAAAUCAUGCAACCUACUCAUAUUCUGGAAGACUAUUUCUCUUAUGAGAUAUAUAUUCUAACUCUCAUCUUACAGAAAAGAAAAUGAGACAAAGAAGUAAAAUAACUUUUUCAGGAUCACAAAGCAAGGGAGGCAGAAUUUGGACCCCAGUCUAUGUGACUCAAAGCUUCUGACCUAUCAGCAUCCUGCCUCCCAAAGAAGAGGCCACUGGUAGGGAGCUGGAUUAGAAGAAAGAAGGCAUAGGUGCAUUCAGAAUGCGAACAUGUUUCCCAGGUCAGAAGAAGCAUGGUAUAGUGAACAAAUAAAGGAUUUGGGAAUUAGGAAAUCUGAGUGCCGGCUUCAGCAUCACCGUGGACCAGCUAAGUGGGCCUCCAUUUAUGCAUCGAUAAAAUGAAGAACAAAAUCCUAAUUCCCACCAGAAGGUUGGUCUAAGGAUUAAAUGAAUUUUAAUUGCACAUUUAAAA
This is a messenger RNA of Pteropus alecto (black flying fox), 1435 nucleotides long. RefSeq names its product adipogenesis associated Mth938 domain containing (gene AAMDC). Gene Ontology annotation, cellular component: cytoplasm. The transcript is spliced from 7 exons. Gene Ontology annotation, biological process: positive regulation of fat cell differentiation. The record is from RefSeq and is a predicted model, not a curated record. Bases 343 to 720 code for a protein of 125 amino acids. NCBI's taxonomy places the organism in Eukaryota, Metazoa, Chordata, Mammalia, Chiroptera, Pteropodidae.